CACACUGACGUUCGGCGUUUUGUUGUGAAAUUUACCUGACUUACCUUACCUCACCUUACCCCCCCGAACCGUGGACAUGGAUGAAUCCUCGCGCCAGCACAUGGACGACUGCUUCCUGCGCAGCCCCAGCAAUGUCCGCACCACCAACGUGCCCGCAGCGCCCAAGUCACAGGCGGACAACAAGUCCCGCAAGACGGAGCUGCAUGUCCUCCGGCUGAAGGACGAGUCCCGCCAGAUGACCAUGGACACGCUGCGCUCGAUCCACGGGCCGGACUUCAAGCUGGACGACAUCAGCAAGUACAAGGAUCGCGGCAGAGGCGGUCACGGGGUGAAGCACUCGUACUGGCAGGAUCGCGGCACCCUGAUGGUGCAGAGCGUCCAGGGUGUGAGUGCCAGCCGCGGCGACAACAGCGACGGGGACCGCCUGCGUCGUUAUGCCCUGGCCAAGCUGGAAAACUAUGGCUUCCAGGCCGUCCACUGCCUGGAGGCGUACGAUCACUGCUCCGGUGACACAGAGGCUGCAUUGCUUUUGCUCUACCGCCGCUAUAUGCGUGUCCCGGAAACGGAGCAGACCCAUUUGGAGGCACCCAGCGAAGCAGAGCUCCUGGACAUGCGAGCGGAUGAGAAGGAGGCCCUGGAAUCCAUAUACGACAAGGCGUACGAGGAGCGAGAACAUAACCGCGUGUGGAACCUCAAGUUUCGCAUCGAUCAUCUGCUGGCCCACAGUCCCUCGGAGGUGCGUAAGGCCCGGGAGGCGGCCCUGGCGGCCGCUGCUGCCGCUGCCCAGGCGGCGCUGGACAAGAAGAAGAAGGCGCCGCAACGGUGUCGGAACUUUGAUCGAGAUGGAACCUGCCGGUUUGGUCCCAAGUGCCGAUUUGCCCACCUGCCACCGCAGCCCAUGGAAAAGGAGGUGGCCCCCAAAAAAGGUGAUGGUGUCGAUGAGAACGACAAUGAGCUGUGGUUCCAUGUGGAGGUGCGCUUUCCGCCUGGCAGCCGGUAUCCGUACGAGGCGCCCUUUAUCUACCUGAAGACCACCUGCCACGACAUACCGCACGAGCUGCGCCUGCGCUACGCCCGUCACCUGUACCGCGAGGCCAGGGAGAUCUGCCGGGAUGGAAUACCCUGUGUGUAUAGCAUCUGUGACCUGUUGCAGUCCAACGAAGAGCUGGCUGGACACCUGGACACGGCUGCCUUUCCCUCACCCAAGCGCUCGAUCUUCCACGACGAACCAGAGGGCAAUGGCCAGGAUCUGGAUGGCGAGGAUCAGCAGGCCUUGAAGCCCACGCAUUACGCCCGCGGGCAGACCUCCCGGAAUGAGGGUGCCAACCAGCGCAACGCCGAGGCACAGGCCCGCGAGAAUCGCCGACUGCUGCAGCAGUUCGUGGAGCGUCGGAAGGAGGAGCGCUACCAGAAGGUCAUCGAUGGUCGGAAACAGCUGCCCGCCUUUGCCGAAAUCGAACGUAUUUUGGCGCUGAUUGAGAGCUCGCCGGUGGUGGUGAUAUCCGGAGAGACGGGCUGCGGCAAGAGUACCCAGGUGCCGCAGUUCAUUCUGGACAAUUGGUUCUUCCGCGGCCUCCAGCUGCCCGCCAAGGAGAGUUUGCCCCACGUUGAGAUUAUAUGCACUCAGCCACGUCGCCUUUCGGCCAUCGGAGUGGCGGAGCGGGUGGCUGCCGAGCGUCUGGAUCGUAUUGGCCAGCUGGUGGGCUACCAGAUCCGGCUGGAGAACAAGAUCUCGGCGAGCACCCGGCUUAGUUUUUGCACCACGGGCAUCCUGUUGCGUCGCCUGGCCUCGGAUCCGCUGCUGAGCAGCGUCACGCAUGUCAUUGUGGACGAGGUGCACGAGCGAUCCGAGGAAUCCGACUUUCUGUUGCUCAUCCUCAAGAAUCUGUUGAGGGAGCGAAAGGAUCUCAAGGUGAUCCUCAUGUCGGCCACCCUGAAUGCCGCCCUCUUCUCUGAUUACUUUGGCGGAGCGCCCGUGCUGGAUAUACCGGGACGCACCUUUCCCGUGCAGCAGCUUUUCCUGGAGGACAUACUGGAUAUGAGUGGCUUUGUGAUGGAAUAUGACACCAAGUACUGUCGCAAGCUCAAGAAGCAGGAGCAGGAGGUGCUGGAGCGGGAGCUGGAGUAUGCCGAUGUCCAGGCCUCGGGUCAGGCGCCGGGCAAGAAGAUCAAGGACGAGAAGCUAACCCUGGCCGAGACCUAUCAGCGAUAUGCGGAAUACAGCAAGCCCACGUGCAAAAGCAUCUACCUGAUGGAGCCGAUGACCAUCAACCCGGAGCUCAUCGAAUCCGUGCUCAAAUACAUUGUCGAGGGCUCCCACGACUGGCCCAGGGAGGGCACCAUCCUCAUCUUCCUGCCCGGCUUCGGGGAAAUUCAAACCGUCCACGAUUCCCUGCUAGACAACGCCCUGUUCUCGCCCCGCGCCGGCAAGUUCAUCCUGGUGCCGCUGCACUCAUCCCUGUCCGGCGAGGAUCAGUCGCUGGUCUUCAAGAAGGCGCCGCCCGGCAAGCGAAAGAUUGUGCUCAGCACGAAUAUAGCGGAGACCUCGGUGACCAUCGACGACUGUGUGUUCGUGGUGGACUGUGGCCUGAUGAAGGAGAAGUGCUUCGACUCGAAUCGCAACAUGGAGUCGCUGGACCUGGUCUGGGUCUCCCGAGCCAACGCCAAGCAGCGCAAGGGUCGCGCCGGUCGUGUGAUGCCCGGUGUGUGCAUCCAUCUGUACACCAGCUACCGGUACAGCCACCACAUCUUGGGACAGCCGGUGCCGGAGAUCCAGCGCGUGCCGCUCGAGCAGAUUGUGCUACGCAUCAAGACCCUACAGAUGUUCGCCUCCCGCAACACGCUCUCGGUGUUGCUGGAGACUCUGGAGGCGCCCACGGAGGACAGUGUCCUGGGUGCCCUAACCCGAUUGAGGGAUGUGGGUGCCCUGGAUGCCGAUGAUCAGUUGACGCCGCUGGGCCAUCAUCUGGCCGCUCUGCCCGUAGACGUGCGCAUCGGCAAGCUUAUGCUGUACGGGGCAAUCUUCCAGUGCCUGGACAGCGUCCUGACCAUAGCCGCCUGCCUGGGCAACAAGUCGCCGUUUGUGAGUCCGAUGAACAAGCGAACGGAGGCGGACAAGUGCAAGCGGAUGUUUGCCAUGGGGAACAGUGAUCACCUCACCGUGCUAAAUGCAUACAGGAAAUGGCUGGAUGUGGCGCGGCGAGGGAACUUUGCGGCCAGCAGAAAUUAUGCCAGCGAACACUUCCUGUCGCUGAACACGCUCGAGACCAUAGCCGACCUAAAGUACCAGUAUCUGGAGCUGCUCGUCUCCAUUGGGUUUGUGCCCAUCGAUGUGCCUCGGCGGCGUAAAAGUGCCAGCGACAAUAUUUUGCAAUUAACCGGCGUGGAGCAGAAUCACAAUGGCGACAAUAACCGCCUGUUGACCUCGCUCCUCUGCGCCGCCCUUUAUCCCAAUAUCGUGAAGAUAAUGACCCCGGAGCGUGUCUAUGUCCAGACAGCCGGCGGUGCCGUGCCUCGUGAGCCGAGCCAUCAGGAUCUGCGCUUUAAGACCCGCGGCGAUGGUUAUGUGAAGAUACAUCCUUCAUCGGUUAACUCGCAGGUGGCCGUCUUUCAGGCACCCUUCCUCGUCUACCAGGAGAAAGUGCGCACCAGUGCCAUCUACAUACGGGACUGCUCGAUGCUGCCGCUCAUCGCCAUGGUUUUGUUCGCUGGCAGUGACUUCAAGGUGGAGCUGCACGACGGCGAUUUCCUGUUUCUGCUGGAGAGCGGUUGGAUAAUACUGAAGGCCCACGACCACGAGACGGCCGAGAUGGUUCAGUGCCUGCGGGCGGAGCUGAUCAAGCUGCUGGAGGAGAAGAUACGGGAUCCGUGCCUCAACCUGUUGCACCACAAGAACGGCUGUCGUAUGAUCGCCAACAUAGUUCAUUUGCUAAGCAAAAAUAGCUGAAAGUCCUUCUCGUCUGUCCUCCAAAUCGUUUGUAUAUUUUGUAUAAUAGCUGUUAUAGCCGAUAUUUAAAAUGAUUUCUCAGAUAAUUAUACGAGUAAAUGAACGCCAAAACGAGAGCAAUACUUACCGAUUCACCGAAAAUGAAGGCUUUAAAAAAGAAUAUAAAGGAAGUGUUUUUUUUUAAGGUGGUUUUGUGGUAAAUAUUUCCUGAAUAUAUAUAUAUUUCAACUGA
Drosophila kikkawai is the source of this 4178-nucleotide messenger RNA. RefSeq names its product putative ATP-dependent RNA helicase DHX57. NCBI's taxonomy places the organism in Eukaryota, Metazoa, Arthropoda, Insecta, Diptera, Drosophilidae. Gene Ontology annotation, cellular component: intracellular anatomical structure. Gene Ontology annotation, molecular function: RNA binding; protein binding; metal ion binding. The record is from RefSeq and is a predicted model, not a curated record.